This is a messenger RNA of Linnemannia hyalina, 2292 nucleotides long. Lineage: Eukaryota; Fungi; Mortierellomycota; Mortierellomycetes; Mortierellales; Mortierellaceae. The record is from the annotation of a GenBank genome assembly.
AUGAGCGGAUCGACAAUCGCCUCCACCAUCGCCGCAACCGUCACCUCGGCCGUCUUGGCAGCCACCGACUCCAUCCUCCCCACUCCCACAGCCUCACCUUUUGACCCAGCACCAACAUUCUCGCCUUCAAUUGGUGGCAACAAUACGGACACGACUCAGCCCCUGUUAUGCGAUUGGAUCAGGACGGCAGCCCGCUGUCGAGAUGCUGACUUUACAAGGACUCUGUUGAUCGCCUCUUCUGUCAUGCAUGGACUCGUCUUUUUCUUUGGUCUCUGGUUGCUCGCAUACCGCCACCGAGGCAUCAAUACCAAGAUUGUCACAGAGCUCUAUGUCACCGUCGGGACAGGCGUACGACCAAAACCUAUGGAUUGCAUUACAUUUUUCAUGGCACUAGCAUCGUUCCUCAAGAUUGGUGUGAACCUCUGCCUCAUCUUGGAUGCCUUCCCUGACAAGCUGUGGCUCCGUAUUAUCUUUGAGCAGACGUAUUGGGUGUUUGUGGCGAUCGGGUUUUCGUCGUACUUUGUCGGCCUUCUCUACGCGAUGCCUGUCACCACCAAAGAGGGCAUCUUUGCUGUCUACCAGCCCGAAGUCGUCUUUGGUGAACAACCCCUUUCUCCGAUCCACGUCUUGACCCCGACGACCGUCCAUAAGAACGUCUUCCUCGUGAUGGGCGCAGUCUAUCCUAUCAUCUUUGGUGCAGGUGUCGGUGUUGCUUCUGCAUUAACCUCGCAGAUGGCUGGAUAUGAGCAAGUAUCUCGCAUCCUAUUGCUUAUCCAAUACUCCAACUGGGUCUUCAUGCUCUGGCUCAUGGCCAUCAUGUUCUUCUACUAUGGUCUCAAGUACACUUUCAUCCUGCGAGCCAACAUCAUCCUCGCCGAGGCCGCGUUGAAGGCACCCCGAGCAGCCUUUGGAAUCGGCAACCUCCGCUCUGCUAGUCCUGCGCGAUUCCUCUUUAUCCAGCUCCAGAUUACCGGCUUUGGUGGGUCGGCAGUGACACUGCUCGCUGGCACUCUCUGCAUGAUUUGGGUCUUGUACCGAGAUGAGAUCCUGUCUAUGACCAAUGUCAUCUGGCCCCGUACCAUGGCUUUCUUUUGGACAUGUGCAAUUGCCGUGGCCUACUUUGUCAUAAUGGCCCUCAUAGCUGUUCAAAGUGUCCGCAACCGUCGUCGCGGUCUCCAUGAGCCCAUCACAUCUGUCACCAAUUCGUACAUGCCCGGUCAAAAGACCUCUUCUGGCAACAACUCCAAAGGUCUGUAUUCUCAGCCCCAUAAGGCACGGUCUGUCCAAUCCGAAUCGGAGGCUCGGCUUGCCCAGCGCAACUCUGGCGACUUCAGCACACUGCACUCUGCCUACUCGGUCGAAAAGGACGGUGACGGUAAUGCUUCUCUCGAAUACGAGACUGUGUAUGAGGAUGCAAGAGCGAUCGCGGCCAUGGUCGAGACCCCUCAACCUCCUUCCAAUCAAUCGGAGCAAGACAGGGCCAACAAGAAGCUAUCGGUGGGGUCACCCAGUCGCCCUUUCACGAUCAUGACCCAUCGGACCGGAGAUGCCCAGAACUAUGGUCGCCGAGAGAGCGAUGCGCAAUCAAGCUUGUCCGGCCACAAUGGUUCCUCCGCCAAGGUGGCCCCCGAUCUGAGAAACACUGUCUUUGGUGCUCAGCCUCGUCGACCUAGCAGCCCACCUCCAUCGGCAUCGUCCUAUCCACUCAUCAAUAUCCGAUCCUCGUCCUCGACUCACAAGAGCAAGGGCAGCAGUAGUCGAUCACACGGGUCUUCAUCCCACACUACCAGCCAGACUUCGAGUGAGGCAUCCUCUGCAACCAAGCGGUCUCUGGAUAUCAUGAAGUUCUCGCCUCACGCUCUCACUCCUCUCCCCGAUGUCCCCACUUAUUCUCACCCUCACAGCCAACAACACCAACAAAAGCAACAACAAAGGCAACAACAGAGACAACAACAACAACCACAGCAGCAGCAGCAGCAACCACUCUAUGAGCAGCAAGAGCCCUAUCAGACCCUGCAGUACAAGGUCUCACAAAAGGGUCUCUCACCCCCACCCAGGGCCAAGCGUCUGGCCAAUGGACCCAAUCCUGGUUCCGAGCCAUCAUCACCAUCAUCACCAGUGUCACCCCCGGCACGAGACACAUUCAUGAUGAAUGGAUUGACGACGACGCCGGACGGAUAUUCAGAUACACCUCGGAUCGGAGGUGGAGUUCGACGAAAGUCCUUGAAGGGGAUUGAGGAGGACGAGAGGGGAGGCGAUACCUCCUGGCCAUUACCACCAAGGCUCAGCUAG